Penicillium salamii is the source of this 1236-nucleotide messenger RNA. Lineage: Eukaryota; Fungi; Ascomycota; Eurotiomycetes; Eurotiales; Aspergillaceae. The record is from the annotation of a GenBank genome assembly.
AUGACCCAAUACAAGCGAUUUUCGGCUGUCGUCGAUGCAAUGGCAGGAUACGAUAAUCUUCUUGGGCUACUUAUCGGCGAUGAUGUGAUCGAUUAUAGCACAUCUGGAAAGGAUGACGAAGACACUCUAGCCCCUUCAUUAAAAGCCGCUGUCCGAGAUAUGAAAGCUUACAGUGCUGCGCGAGAUUAUCGUACCAUACCUUUUGGAUAUUUCGGCAAUGACGAUGCCACAAUUCGAGAGGCUUUGGCCAACUACUUGGUCUGCGGAGGAAACAGCAGCGAAACCAUCGAUUUCUAUGGUCUUAACUUAUUUUCAUGGUGCGGAGACAGUUCAUACGCCAAGUCCGGCUACGAUGGAACAAAUUCCAGGUUUGGGGCACUGGGUGUGCCUGUUUUUCUCUCGGAGGACGGGUGCAAUGUGAUACGGCCACGCAAAUUCACGGAUCAGGCUGUGGUCUUUGGAUCCGAAAUGUCAGGCAAUUGGAGCGGUGCCGUUAUUUACGAGUGGCGCGAAACUGAAUAUGAGUACGGUUUGGCAAAUUAUACAUCCACAGCCCCUGCAUCUGGUGCUAGCACUCCAACCCUGCUCCCAGAUUAUACCAACUUGAAAAGUCAAUGGGCUUCGGUGACUUCGAAUACUCACUCGCCUACUACAUUCGCUACACCAUCCUGUCCAUCGCAGAGUAGCUCAUAUUGGACUUUGGACCCUAGCGUCACAUUGCCGACGAUCGCCGGUCUUAAUAUUGCAACCAUCACACCCACCAGCGAGUCCGCAACUCCGACCACAGUUUCCAGCAGCACUUCAACACCCGAGCCUACCCAACAUAGCGAGAGUGGACUUUCAGGAGGCUCCAAAGCCGGCAUUGGCGUUGGAGUGGGUGGAGGUGUGCUAUUGAUUGUGGUAGUGGUGGUUUUGUUUUUCUACCGCCGCAGAAAGAAUGCCUUGUCCAAUUCGCCUGAUCAAGGAAGUACAGUAGAGCUGCCAGUGGCAACUCCCACAGCCGAAUUACCAGGUAUGGGGAUUGUUGCCCAACUGCCCGGAUCAGGGAAUGUGGCGGAGAUGAACGCUGGUGAUGCGACACAUGUCAAUGAGUUGCAAGGCUCCGAUCCAUGGAAUGGACCACAUGAGCUCAACGAUAGCUCUGUCCAUGAGUCUAGUGACGGACAAAGAACUUCCCUUGGUACACAGCCGGCCUCUCCAGGGAUGGCCCCGGCUCGCACGGAAACAAGACCUUGA